AUGAGCCAGGGUGGCGGCGGCAGUGGAGACGGAGCACUGGUGCCGGAGCCGCAGCCGCAGCAGGUGGUCCGCGCUAGGACGGUGCAUAUGGCGGCGGAGAUGUUGGACUGCCAUACUUGCCACCUUCCCCUCAAACCCCCCAUCUUCAAGUGUGACGCGAAUCAUCUGAUGUGCUCGUUCUGCCGCGGCGCCCACGGCGAGUCCUGCGGCCGCACCGUCGCCCACUCCACGCUCGCCGACGACUUCGCCGCCGCCGUCUUCGUGCCGUGCGACUACGAGAAGCACGGCUGCAAGGUCGGCGGGGUCGUCUACCACGAGGCCGCCUACCACCGCCGCGCGUGCCAGCACGCGCCCUGCGGCUGCCCGGAGCGCUGCGGCUUCUCUGGCUCCCUGCAGAACCUCCUCAAGCACGUCUCCGAGCACUCCCGCGCCAUCCUCGUCAUCCGCUACGGCCAGCUCGAGGCCAUCAGCCUGCCCCUUUCCCGGCGCUGGCAGGUCCUCGUUGGCGAGGAUGACAACGACGCUGAUCGGCGCCGGAGCGUGUUCCUGCUUUCCGCGAGCGAGCGCGGCGCGGAGGAGGUGGAGGUGUCGCUGGUUUGCAUCCGGGCGGACGGCGGCGUGCCCCCACAGUUCUCAUGCAAGAUCGCCGUGGAGCACUCGGACGACGGCACGAGGCAGACCCUGGAGUCGCCGGUGAUGAAGAGCAGCUCCCUGUCCAGCAUUGCACCAGCGCCGGGGGAGAUGAAGUGCUUGAGGGUGAAGAAAGAUUACCUCACCGGCGACAGCGUCCCCGUCACCGUCUACAUCGACAGGCUCGCACAUCCUCCUCCUUUUAGUCCCAAGUCUCCAGCUUUUAGCCCCAAGCCUCCUCCAUUUAGCCCUACACAUCCAUUUAGUCCUAAGUCGCCCCCUUUUAGUCCUACCAAUCCAUUUAGUCCUAAGCUGAGUCCUAAGCGUCCUUUUAGUCCGAUGUCUCCUGCGGCUGAAGGAAAAGUGUACAAGAAAAGCAGAAAAUGAACUAGCUAGUAAGCGAAGGAAAGCAGCUAAGUAAUAGUAAUACCUCCGAUCCUUAGUUAAGCAAAGGUGUGUUUGUGUGUGUGUCCUCACCUUCACUGUGCUGCUCCAUCUUCAUUUAGUCUGAAUUAUGUCUUGUGUUCCAUAUCAUGGAUCUCUCA
This is a messenger RNA of Lolium rigidum, 1175 nucleotides long. RefSeq names its product putative E3 ubiquitin-protein ligase SINA-like 6. The coding region runs from base 1 to 1017 and encodes 338 amino acids. NCBI's taxonomy places the organism in Eukaryota, Viridiplantae, Streptophyta, Magnoliopsida, Poales, Poaceae. The record is from RefSeq and is a predicted model, not a curated record. The transcript is spliced from 2 exons. Gene Ontology annotation, molecular function: zinc ion binding.